AGAAAUCCCAUCCCCCACCAACAAGGUACAUGCCGCCGCAAGCCUCUACGUCCGUUCAGCAGCACCAAAUUCAGUGCAUGAAGACGUCCAUCACGAGCGUCUCGUCUCCAGCUGGCUCUGGCGCCCACUCGCCAACGCAGUACACAAUUCGCGUGGCUGAUCAGCGCACGAACACGACACAGUGGCUCGUCCACAAGCGGUACUCGGACUUUCGGGCUUUCCGCGAGUCGCUUCUCGAUCCAAGUGCUUCCUUGUGUGGCAGCUGCGCUGAACUCGCAGAUGAAGCGCCUGUGUCGUUUCGCUUUCCAAAGCGGAAAUGGAUCUUUUCCAACACGAAGAGUGUGAUCAAGGAACGCCAAGAAGGUCUCGCGGUCUUUCUUGACCGCGUGAACAUUGCAGUGCGCAAUUGCCACGAUCCCGCGUGCAUGACCCGAUCAUUGCUCGAACACUUCCUCAUGCUUGCCGACAUGCGGUACACAUUCAUUGACUUGCAGUUCCACGACAACGAGGACAGUUCGUCGCAGCAUCGACGAACUGACAUCCCGUUCCUUCCGCCGCCACCAUCCUCCUCCCUGCGUCACAGCUUUGCUGACACGUUGGGAAGCCUCCGAUCCGACGUUCCAGACCUCUUGCGCCACUCCUUCCAUGAUACACAAGCGCGCAAUCGUCGGCAUAGCGUGCAUAUUUCGUCGGCCGAUCGCAUCAAGAAGCUGCGCAAACUCACUCCUAUCAAAGUCGCACCAAAGCCCGACAAGAAGCGCAUGUCGCUGGAAACUAUCGAGGAAGCUGCUGAAUGAGAGGCAAGAGAUCGGCCCUUUUAUCCAUAUUUAUACACCGACAUCACACGUCCUGCGACCUUUCCUCGCCCGCGCGCGCCAUGUCCCGCUGCCGCCAGAAAAAAGUAUUUUUCGUGUUUCUGUGUCCACACCGAGGGAUUUUCGUAUAUAGUGUGCGUCGACAAGUGAGCAUGUUGGUUCAUGACAAAUACCCGAAAAAUGAUUUGCGCUACCUCCAACGAGAGAAAUAUUUGAAGUGUUGGCCGAAAUACGAGAAAAAAUAACAUGCCGUGUCAUGCAAAAUUGAAUAAACGAUAAUUUUGG
Messenger RNA from Aphanomyces invadans, 1100 nucleotides. RefSeq lists its product as hypothetical. The record is from RefSeq and is a predicted model, not a curated record. Gene Ontology annotation, molecular function: phosphatidylinositol binding. Lineage: Eukaryota; Oomycota; Saprolegniomycetes; Saprolegniales; Verrucalvaceae. Bases 30 to 797 code for a protein of 255 amino acids. The transcript has a single exon.